UGGUGUGGCUUGGCUGGAGAGGGGUAAAGUCGAGUGCGGAUCCGAGAGUGUGGUGGGUGGAAUGGAUGGCGACGGCACGGACGGAAGCAGCGUUUGUCGUUUGCAACCCUCACGAUACUCUCCACGUGCUGGAUAGGGGGUAAGCUGACGUGCAUUUGUGCUUGUUGGUAGGAAAAAGGAAAGAAGAGGCGGGAAAGGAGACAUCACGUGAACACGCUCCCUUUCGCGGGACGAGCCUUGGCAGCGGGAAAUUCAUGCAGGACGUCAACGAGAGCCGUGAAAUAUGUCACUUGUACAGCUUCAUGAAACAAACUCUACAUAUUGCUCCGAACUUUGUGCAACACCACUCUGCACCUCGCGCAAUCGCAAUCUUGUGUUCAUUCCAAUGACAGCCUGACUUGAUCAUCACACGCCAAUUCCAAAUCCACAACAGACAUGCUUGAGCUCCACGUUUGGGGCCCAGCAUUCGGGCUCCCCUCUCUCGACCCCCAUUGCUUAGCAGCAAUUGCAUACCUGCAACAAGCAGUCCCGCGGGGGAAGUGGCAGCUGAUAGCAAGCUGCAAUCCGGCGUUAAGUCCAACCAAUGAGCUCCCCGCACUUCGCAACGGCGAUAUCUGGAUCGGUGGCUUCAGGAAUAUAUUCCACUACCUCGCGCAAUGCUCCGCCGGGGAAUGGGUGCUGGAUGCAGGUCUGCCAGAGCAGGAGGGCGCUGAUUGCAUUGCCUUUUCCUCCUUCGUCGAAUCCCACGGCCAGCCCCUCAUCGACCUCUCCCUCUACGUCUCCUCCCAAAACUACACCACAACCACGCGGCCACUCUAUAGCGCCCUCCUACCCUUCCCCCUCCCCUACCUAACCCCGCCAUCCAUCCGCGCAACCGCCAAACAGCGAACCGCCCACCUAGGCCUCUCAUCCCUCGACAUCGACUCCGACGACUCCUCUCCACCUCCCUCACAAUCCAUAAUCCCCAAAUCCCUCCGCAGACCACGAAACACAGUCUCCUCACUUCUCGCCGCAAGCCCUGAAGCAAGCGCACAGAUAAGACUCGAUGCCUUAGCUACGGCCUUUCUCGAACCAUUAGAGAAGUUGAGAGCCAAGAAACAGCUCUUCGUUUCUGAGAGCCAGUUCACGAGUCUCGAUUGUCUGGUCCUGGGAUACCUGUCAUUAAUGCUUGUCCCUGACCUCCCACAACCAUGGCUUGCACAAUGUCUGAAGAAGAAAUUCCCAAGCCUGUGCACAUGGACUGAAGAGUUGCGAAAGACGGUUUUCGGACCGGAAGUCACCGUGCAUGAUGCCUUCCUGACGAAACUCGGAGACUCGGAAUUAGAUUUAAGAUUGAAGAGACUAAGAGGGAGAGGUCAUCUGCCGUGGAAAGCACCGGAUGACGGUGGUGCGGUGGGGAUCGGGAGUGUCUUUCUGGGUGGUGUUGCGGAUGGAAUUCCUGUUGUUGGGCAGUUAAGGAGGAAUACGAGGAUGAGGCAGCAUGGGGGCUUGACUACGGAAGACGGGGUCGAGAGUUCGAGUUUCCAAUACCUUACACUUAUUGCGGGUCUCGUUGCUGGGCUGGGGGCGGUGGCGGGAUAUAUGUUCCAUCAGGGGCUGAUAAGUUUUGGAGAGGGAGAAGAGACGAGGGAGAAGGAAAUGGGUGGUGGACUGGGGGCACUCGGGGAGGCCGGCGCGGCGUUGGGAUUUUAUGCUAGUCAGAUGGAUGAGCAGGUCAGGAGGCAGAGGGUUAUGGAGGAGAUGAAUGAGACGCAUGGGGCGCCGGUGGCAGAGGUUGAUGUUGACGUUGAGGUUGAGAGGAAACCCUUAUGAGGAUAAACAAAGCAAAUGCAAACCCCACUCAAACUCUCCUCAGCGCAAAAACCAAUUUCUAGUAUUCCAG
Hyaloscypha bicolor E is the source of this 1882-nucleotide messenger RNA. RefSeq lists its product as uncharacterized. Gene Ontology annotation, biological process: mitochondrion organization. The transcript is spliced from 3 exons. The record is from RefSeq and is a predicted model, not a curated record. Lineage: Eukaryota; Fungi; Ascomycota; Leotiomycetes; Helotiales; Hyaloscyphaceae. The coding region runs from base 436 to 1812 and encodes 458 amino acids. Gene Ontology annotation, cellular component: SAM complex.